Molecule: messenger RNA, 1565 nt
Organism: Condylura cristata (star-nosed mole)
Lineage: Eukaryota; Metazoa; Chordata; Mammalia; Eulipotyphla; Talpidae
Gene: LIPC
Product: lipase, hepatic
Exons: 9
Coding region: 167-1498 (443 amino acids)
Biological process (GO): lipid metabolic process
Molecular function (GO): triacylglycerol lipase activity; apolipoprotein binding
Source: RefSeq, a predicted model, not a curated record
GAAGGACUCAGGAACAGGAUGUGGAAGUCAGCAAAUGCUGGUCGGAGGUGGGAGGUGGAAAAACAAAUCCAAACCUUGACCAGAACCGGUUGGGAGAAGACCUCGAGAUGUUGAAACAAAAGAAAUACAAGAGACAAAGACCAGAUUCCUGCUCUUUAACCAGGAAAUGGACAAGGGCUGUCAGAUUCGGCUCAAUCACCCAGACACAUUACAGAAGUGCGGCUUCAACAACUCCUGGCCUUUGGUGAUGAUAAUCCACGGGUGGUCGGUGGAUGCCUGCUUGGAAAACUGGAUCUGGCAGAUGGUGGCUGCACUAAAGUCCGGACUGGCCCAGCCAGUGAAUGUGGGGCUGGCAAACUGGAUCAGCCUGGCCUACAAUCACUAUGCCCUUGCUGUGUACAACACCCGCCUGGUGGGCCAGGAGGUCGCAGCUCUUCUCCGGUGGCUGGAGGAAUCUGUUCAAUUUUCUCGAAGCAAUGUUCAUCUAAUUGGGUACAGCCUGGGUGCACACGUCUCAGGAUUUGCUGGCACUUACAUCGGCGGAAAGCACAAGAUUGGGAGAAUUACAGGGCUGGAUGCUGCGGGCCCUAUGUUUGAGGGCAUGUCCCCCAGCGACCGUCUUUCACCAGAUGACGCCAAUUUUGUGGACGCCAUUCAUACCUUUACCCAGGAGCACAUUGGCCUCAGUGUGGGCAUCAAACAGCCCGUAGGACACUAUGACUUCUACCCUAAUGGGGGUUCCUUCCAGCCUGGCUGCCACUUCCUAGAGCUCUACAAACACAUCGCCAAUCAUGGUUUAAAUGCCAUCACUGAGACCAUCAAAUGUGCCCACGAGCGGUCAGUGCACCUCUUCAUCGACUCCCUGCUGCAUGCUGACUUGCAGAGCACGGCCUACCUUUGCAGCGACAUGGACAGCUUCAGCCAGGGCCUGUGCUUGAACUGUAAGAAAGGUCACUGCAAUACGCUCGGAUACCACAUCCACCAGGAUAAGCAAAGCCAGAAGACCAAGAAACUCUUCCUUGUGACCCGCGCCCAACCCCCAUUCAAAGUUUAUCAUUACCAGUUCAAGAUGCAGUUCAUCAAACAAAUUGAGAAACCAGUAGAACCGACAUUUACCAUGUCACUCUUCGGAACAAACAGUGAAGUACAAAAAAUUCCCAUCACUCUGGGUGAAGGAAUUAUUAGUAAUAAAACUUACUCCUUUCUUAUCACAUUGGACUCGGAUAUCGGCACAUUAAUCAUGAUCAAGUUCAAGUGGGAAAACAGCGCAGUAUGGGCCAAUGUCUGGAACACCAUCCAGACUAUCUUCCCGUGGGGCAAGAGGUCCCUCUACUCAGGCCUCAUUCUGAAGAGCAUCAGAGUCAAAGCAGGAGAGACACAGCAAAGAAUGACAUUUUGCUCACAAAAUAUGAAUGACCUACAACUUCACCCAACCCAGGAGAAAACCUAUGUGAAGUGUGAUGUAGCUGCUAAGAAACCGAAGCCAAAGAACGGAUGAGCUUUAAUGAAGACCCCGUGUAUGGAAAAAAAUGUAUCUCCCUUUUCUGGAAUGGCUGCCUGAUCUG